This is a messenger RNA of Ceratina calcarata, 2175 nucleotides long. RefSeq names its product nudC domain-containing protein 1. The record is from RefSeq and is a predicted model, not a curated record. NCBI's taxonomy places the organism in Eukaryota, Metazoa, Arthropoda, Insecta, Hymenoptera, Apidae.
ACCUACAAAUAAGGUCCAAUACAAUUUCCCUGUAUGUUCAAAGCUUUAACAAUAUUUGGGAAAAAAUGAAAUUUUUUACCAAAAGCUUGCUGUUUUGGUGGUGGGAAUGGCAGGAUUUUAGUGUAAGUUGUAGCUCCAGUUGCCAGAUACAAGGAAGGUCCAAUGCAAUUUCCUUCAAACUCCACCGAGAAGAGCGAUCACUGACUGUGUUUGAGACCCAUUGGGCCUCACUUGCUAUCCCAAAGAUUAAGCAUAUGUGCAACUCUUUACUGUAAUAGUAUUUCCUUGAUGAUAUUUGGUUCAAAAUCGGGACAUUCGAGGACCAUCGAUAAUCGAAUCAGUCAGUGUGUGUGUCGUUAUUUUAAUGUAUACGUGUGAUCCGGAUCCGGAUUGAAAAUAAAACGAAACCAAUAAGAAUUAAAAAUAUAUAAACAUACAUACAUGUAAUACUAACAUCUUUAGCAAAACAUUAACUGAAUAAAAUAAUGAAAACAAUUUAUAUGUACUAAUAAGGUUAGGUCGGUGAUAGUCAAUUACUUCUACUUUUUGUUAAUGUAUAUUCUUAUCGAGUAAAAAUAGAAAACCAUAAGAUGACAAAAAUUGUGGAAUUACGUCCUGAUAGGAAUUUAACUAAUUCAAAGUUUGAGAAAUAUCAAUUCUGUACCGAUGACAUCCCAGUAGAUACUGAAAUUGAUUUGAAAACAGAUGUACGUCGAUUAGAGUUGACAACAAAUCGAGACUCUCUUUUAGAAACGCGAUUAUUCGCAUUUCAUAAUCAUUUAUUUAACAAUCCGUACGACACGUCGUGUUGGUUCAUAGAUGAAAAUUGGAUUGUCUGGCGUUUUAAACAGAGUGGAAAUUUGGAGCAAGUACAUGUAAUUCACAAUUCAAAGGAAAAUGUAGAAAACUUAUUGUACAAUCCAUCAAUUGGAUUUACCAAUAAUAAUAUUGUUGUAAUUUCUGAUGGUGGCAAUUGUUUGAAAUUAAUAAUAACUGACUCUCAAGAACAAAUUAAAUCUUUUAUAUUGAACGAUGCUGAACCUGGAAUAAUAUUAGAUGUAAGAUACGUCAGUGACGUAUCCAGCAUUAUGAUUGUUAUGUGCGACAUCAGAAGUACAGGUGAAAAGAAAUUUACAAGAUUAUUACUAUUAACUUACAAGUGGAAGAAUUCAGGAGGUCCCGAUGAAUCGAUAGAAUUUGUUAACAAAGAAACGUUAAAAGUAAAAGGUGCUGUUGAAUAUGUAUAUAUCGAAGACACUGGUAGAUAUUUGCAUUCUAUUUGUCAAGACUACGUUGCAUUUGAAUGUUCAAAGGUAAAAGAAUCUACUAGUGACAAUGAGAACGAUUUAGUAAGAACAAAAGAAAUAAAGAUUCCAAAAUAUUGUUGGUCCCAAGAUGAGGACUCGUUGACAGUUUGGCUUAAAAUAGAUAAACAGUAUCAAAAUAAAGUUAAAGUAAAUGUGAAGCCAAUGGAACUGUCAGUGACAAUUGAUGACAAUGUAUUAAUACAAGGGCAGUGUCAACACAAAUUAGAUGGUGGAGAAUGUUUACCUAAUGAGGCUUUAGCAGCUGAAAUCCAUUCUAGGCUAGCACAUUUGUGUUCAGAUGAAGCUGAUAAUAAGCAGGAAGGCCAGCCUUGUGUAGGAUUCAAUGCUGAACAACUCGAAGAGUGUGACUUGGAGGGGAAGGAUAAUCUUCUACAAAGGAUUGAUCUCGUUGAAGAAAAAAAUACUCAUUUAGCUAUGCUUGGUGCGAGCAAUCAUGUAUUAUUUACAUACAAAACAACAUCUGGGCAAGCGAUAUGCCUAAGACAUGAUAAUGAUGGUUGCUUGUGGGUAACCGGCGAAGUAGAUGAUACUAAGUGGAAUAUGGAACAUUACUAUACUUUUCCUGGUUUCGGAUAUGUCGAAGCGAGUAAGAGUAACAAGAAAUUCUGUGUUUCUCCAGCUGAUGGCUCAUACGUAGCUAUACUUGAACAUACGAGAUACAUAUUUCUUUACAAAAGACCUGAACCGAACGUGCAAGUUGGAAAACAAUGGAUCGUAGAUUUAGGUACGGAGACUUGUCCCAUCAUGGGAACAGUAGCUACGAAUAAAUACCUAAUUGUUCUUACAAAAGACAAAUUGUAUCGAUUAAACAUAUGUUUUCAUUAUUAACAAUAUUCAUUCUAUCGCA